Molecule: messenger RNA, 1749 nt
Organism: Cyclocybe aegerita
Lineage: Eukaryota; Fungi; Basidiomycota; Agaricomycetes; Agaricales; Hemipholiotaceae
Source: the annotation of a GenBank genome assembly
AUGGUGCCUGUGUUGAAUUCGUUGAACAUUGAUGUCUCUGUAACUGGGAAUCACGACUUCGAUUUUGGAUACCCUCAUCUUUCUAGUCUUAUCAAAGAUAUCGAUUUCGUAGAUUCCACUACCUCAAAAACCCCGGAGCACUUGAAGCAAUUUGUCGUUCUCGAAAGAGCAGGAGUUCGAAUUGGGAUUAUUGGCCUAGUUGAAGAGGCAUGGAUCACCACCGUUGCCUCAUGGCCUCCGGAAUUUCAUUAUCAACCAAUGAAAGAAAUUGGACUCGAGCUCUCACAAGUUCUUCGAGACCCAAAAGGAGAAUAUCAGUGCGACAUAAUCAUUGCCCUCACGCACUCUCGCCUGCCAAACGAUAUCGACCUCGCGAAAGAGCUUUUCGCCUUGUCACCGUCAGGACAAAGCACGACACCGAUUGCCUCCGAGCAUGGCGUGGAUAUCAUCCUCGGUGGUCAUGACCACCUUUACUUCGUUGGCCGUGGAGUAACUUCGUGGGACGGCUUCGACGUGAACGAAAAGGUCCUUGGAGCUGAAUCUGACGAAGGCGACGUUUUGGUGAUCAAGAGUGGUUCUGACUUCCGCGACCUUAGUGAGAUCAACCUCGAGUUGAUUGCUACCCCAGAAGGAAGUGUUCGAAGAAGAGUGAUCAGCAAGAUUACAGGGAAAAGGCAUACAGUCAAACCAGAAAUGAGGUCAUCAGAAUCUUUGGCUGAGUUGCUGAAAGACCUGAUGUCUUCCGUGUCGUCUGCCCUCAAAGCGCCUGUUUGCAUGACAGAAGUCAUGAUUGACGUUCGCUCCUACUUCAUCCGCGUCCAGGAGUCCCCGGUGGCGAACUGGUUUGCCGAUAUUGCUAGGUAUGCCUAUGAUGACACACUCUGUAUACGAGGCUGCGGUGGGUCAGAUGGGGUUCUCCUGUGCGCUGGCACAUUCAGAGGGGACUCGACAUAUGGCCCAGGUCCGAUUACUAUCGGUGACAUUCUUGAGAUACUGCCAUUUGAGGACCCCAUCGUAGUCUUGGAGGUGGACGGAGCGACGUUGUGGGACGCCUUGGAAAGUUCUCUUCGAAUGUGGCCAGCUCAGGAAGGUCGCUUCCCCGCAGUUUCUGGCUUCCGUAUCUCGUUGGAUUCUAGCAAAGAACCAGGGAAUCGCGUAUUGGGAAUUUGGGUGUUGAAGCCUAAUAAUGGACAACCCGGUCAGGUCGAAGAAGAGGAGGUCAAAAGGGAAACCGAUGGCAGAAAGUAUAAACUCGUGACGCGAGAGUAUAUGGCCCAAGGACAUGAUGGAUUUUCAGCUCUGACGAGAGGCAAAUGGUUAAUUGACCAUGAAUGUGGAUCCACGUUGAGCACCAUUGUCAGAAGAUAUUUCCUCGGGUCCCAAUUCGUCAACAAAAUGCUUCGGCUGCAGGAUGGACAGAAAAAUGGGUUCCUGAAUGUCAAGACCAAAGGAAUUCUUGAAGCAUUACAUCAGGAGGCCAAACCAGAGAACUCCACUGCUAUCAAUCUUUGGAAACAAGCCGUUGGGGCCGUCAUCCAGCACACCCGCUCUAGAUUGCACUAUCAACAAUACUUCAAUAUGUCGGCAACUGAGCACAUGAGUUCAGUCGACGCAUUCGAUGGGGGAAAUGCUAGGAAAGGACAUGCUUGCACCGAGUCUUCUGCAGACACGUUGAGUGAGGAUUUACUUGUUGUGCACCCUGUCAUCGAUGGCCGCCUGAAGGACGAAGGAAAGGCCGCUCCUUCUUGA